UGCACGUCAAUUUUUAAAUUAUUAACUAUUCUUAUGAAUUACACGUAAUCUAAUUUCUUCAGCAUAAAAUUAUUACCACUUUUAAACACGUGUAAAUCUACUGAGAAUUGUCAUCGAUUAUUCCUUUAGACAGACAAUAACUCCAAUCUAAGCAAAUCUGGGCUUACAAAAGCUGGCAUUGAAUCAUCAUUGUGGUUAAUCGUCAGCUGAUGGAUAGCUAGCUACGCACGCUAGUACUUAGUUUGAACCACUUUUAAUAAUUUGGUUGUCUUUUCUUCUUGCUGUCCACCUUUGAUGGUUGAAUAUCAUUUGCUUACCGUCAUAAGUAGGCAAAAAAAAUGCAAGGGCAUGUAGAAAUUGGUAUAAUUCCACAUGAUCUCAGACAGGAGGAAACAAUUGUACAGAUUGCGGAUGCCUUGGAUAAUCUAGAUGCAGCUGUAUCAAAUAUUUUUGGGUGUAUCGACGAGCGGUUGUCUGAGAAUGCUAAAAAGUUAAUCAAUAUCAAAAACCGGGCAGUGAGGUUGCAGAGCAGUUUAGAUCAUCUUCAGAACAAUAUGAACCUUAAAGCAGUAAAACUCUACUCAGCAGCUAAAUACCCAUCGAAUCAUGUAUAUAGGGAAUAUCAAACAACCUUCAAGAUGUCUCUCAAAGAUGAAGAUAAACCGCCAAGUGUAUACAAAAGCCCUGUGCCCAUUGCACAGUCAUUGAAUUCGCAUGGGUUGGGAGAGGAAAAAAGUAAAAGUGGAAGACAGAUUAGCGAUUUUAGUAUGCAGGAAAAACUCCAGUAUUACCACAUCAAGCGUAAGCCUGCACAGAGACAUAAUCCCAGCAAUUUCAAGCUCAGUAACUUGGAAGUAUCUUCCAUCAGUUCGCUACUACUUGACGCUGGGAAAGACAAUCAGUAUGGCAAACUUCACCCCAAAAAUUUAGCGCCAGUCAACGAUAAAAGAGAAAUUGAAGAUGCCCCGACCUCUAUACUGCAAUCCUGGCAUCCUACGGAUAUUGAGUCUCCUUCUAAUUAUUUUUAUGCCCCAACGCUUGGCGAAGUACCACAAAUAAACGUUCCUUUGAUUUUGCCAGAUUUACCAGGAAUUGUAGAAGAUGAACGUUUUGUUCUCGACCUAAAUGGUCAGAGCCCCAUCGCUCCAUCUUCUGUGGUAACAACGCCAACCGUAAACCUAGGUUCACCAAAUGUUAAUUCUAGUUCAACUUAUGGUUUGACGCCAACAGCACAAGCCGUAACAGAGAAUGAUUCAAGCCUUGAAAAUUCGAUACCACCUAGCCUAUCCUUGGAACAAUAUUCCACAGUAUCUUUGCCUUCUGUGGAAACUGGUUCUUCCUUACAACCGAGGCUACCGUCUCCACCUCCUCCACCGCCACCGCCAAUUCCUAAAAUUCCUGAACCUCAACAUCCUCCAGCUCCUCCGCCUCCACCGCCUCCACCACCGACUGAAGAUUCAUUACCUGAACAAAAAAGCAAAAAACAACCAGUCAAAACUAAACUAAAGCCAGAACCAGUUGAUGACCGGUCGAAUUUAAUGGCAGCUAUUCGAGAAGCAGGUGGUGCUGGAAGAGCAAAAUUAAAAAGCGCUGCACGCAAAGAGGAGAAAGCAGAUAAAUGGUCCUCGGCAUCCGUGGGUGGAGAUUUAAUGGCGGAUUUGCACACAAAAUUAUCGUUAAGACGUAAAGGAAUUUCUGGUACAGCCACGAGUGCACUUGAUAGAAUGUCUGCAAUGAUUCCGCCACCUCCCAAACCAAACGAACUGGCUACUUCAGAGAGAAAUUCUGCUGCUAGUGAGCAGGACUCACAAGCUGAUACCGACGACUGGGAGGAAUGAUUUUCACAUUAGACCGUGAAAACGAUCAAAGCAAGAAGAAUUUAAUUAUUCGAUUAUUAUAGACCGAUCUGAUUGUCAGUCGAAUCGGGAUUUAUCAACGAUUGAAUCGAUUUUAAAUAAUGAAAUGUAUAACUUCAGUUAUUAAACGAUCUUUUGUACAA
Molecule: messenger RNA, 1999 nt
Organism: Athalia rosae (coleseed sawfly)
Lineage: Eukaryota; Metazoa; Arthropoda; Insecta; Hymenoptera; Athaliidae
Product: WASH complex subunit 1-like
Exons: 4
Coding region: 339-1838 (499 amino acids)
Biological process (GO): retrograde transport, endosome to Golgi; exocytosis; Arp2/3 complex-mediated actin nucleation
Cellular component (GO): WASH complex; early endosome; recycling endosome
Molecular function (GO): actin binding; alpha-tubulin binding; gamma-tubulin binding
Source: RefSeq, a predicted model, not a curated record